CCGGCGCCUCCGAUCCCCGAGUUCGAGCUGCCAGUUUACUACCAGUCAUCGCCUCGUCCUGCAGCCGUGCCACCAGCCCGUAGCCGAGGGGCGAUGAGCGACGGCGCGCGGAACACGCGCAGGUUCUUGGGAGCGUCCAGCAACGGCGCCGGCAGCGCGGGCUACCGAGACGGCGGCGCCGGCGGCAUUGGGGCGGCGCGGAGCAGCGACGUGAACACGGGGAUCCUGGACGAGAAUGUCCUGGCGCUGGUGUUCCGGUCCAUCAACUUCGACCCCAAGGCGCUCUGCACCGUGGCCCGCAUCAGCCGCCGCCUGCGCGCCGUCGCGGAGCGCGUGCUGUGGCGGGAGCUCUGCAUCUCGCGGGCGCCGCGGAUGGUGGCCUCGCUGACGGGGGCUCCGGCGGCAGGCGGGGCGGCGGCGCCCGGGCGCAUUGUGGGCGGGUGGCCGGCGCUGGCGAAGCUGCUCCUCUUCUGCUGCGGCGCGGCGUCGGCGGCCGUGCCGGGCCACUUCACGGGCGUGUCCCGGUUCUCCAAGACCUCCGGGCGGAGCUUCCUGUCGCGGCGGUGCCGGGGCGACCUGCUGUACGUGUCGGACCCCUGCGAGCACGCGGUGCCGGGCACCGCCGACGACGUGGGCGCCUACCGCGGCGUGUUCCGCGGGUUCAUGCGGUCGCGGACGCGGGCGUGCCUGGUGGGGCGGCGGGCCGCGCUGGAGACGCGCGUGCGCUGCCCCUACUGCGGCGCGCGCGUCUGGAGCAUGGUGGCCGCCGGGCUGGUGCCCCGCAGCGCGUGGCGCCGCCUGGGCGCCUACGAGGGCCGCCUCGAGUACUACGUCUGUGUCAGCGGCCACCUCCACGGCAACUGCUGGCUCGCGCGCCUCAGCUCCAGCGACGGCGACCACGACGGGGACUCGGACGACGACGACGACGACGCGUCCACGGAAGGCCACAGCGACGACGGCCAUGCCGCGUCCUAGCUGCCGGGCUUUCCAGGUCCAGGUCCACCACCAUGUGCUACUCCACAGAUCGGUUGCAGAGAGGCCAUUCGGUAGCAGUGUGUGUGUAGCGCCGACCGCCGAUGCUGUAGGAGAGGGAGGUCGGUGUCGAUCCCGAUCCCUGGACAGCGUGGCGUGCGUCUUUGCGUUGGGGUUGCCAGCAACAGCCGGAUGCGUGCUCUGCUUUGGCUGGCGGCGGCUGGAUGGAGAUAUGGCACGAUGUCUACUGUUCCGGCGAGCAAUGCGCGCGGCUGGAUGGAGCCUUUUUUCCGAUGUGAUGUGUUCACCUCGUUUUUCCUUGGUUAAUGUUUUGUCGGUUGCUGGUC
Panicum virgatum (switchgrass) is the source of this 1319-nucleotide messenger RNA. Its product is annotated as EID1-like F-box protein 3. Gene Ontology annotation, molecular function: protein binding. The transcript has a single exon. The record is from RefSeq and is a predicted model, not a curated record. NCBI's taxonomy places the organism in Eukaryota, Viridiplantae, Streptophyta, Magnoliopsida, Poales, Poaceae. The coding region runs from base 94 to 975 and encodes 293 amino acids.